AUGGGACAAUCUCAAAGUUGUAAUUGCAGCCAACAGCAAACACCUUUUUCAGCAGAGCCAUACAUAGAUGAACCUUACAUAAACAAAGAAGAUGUUGAGGUUAUUCAUAAUUGUUUUGAAUAUUUGUCUCCCAGAGACGGCGUUGUUUCUUUGAAUAAAAUUCAAGACCACAAACAUGAAGCGCCAGCUUAUAUGCAAGAACUGAUUUAUGAAAUCGAGGAAAGGAAAUCAGAUGUGAAUUUUGAUGAAUUUUUUGACAUAAUGAAACCUAAGGUGCUGGAAAUGAAGAGACUUCCUGAAAAUUCUGUCAUUAGAGAAGAUACAUCAGCAAGUGUUUUUUGUAUUAUUUGCCCAUAUAAAAAGAAUGACGGUAGAAAUAAGAAAAUGCUUUAUGAGUAA
This is a messenger RNA of Blepharisma stoltei, 399 nucleotides long. NCBI's taxonomy places the organism in Eukaryota, Ciliophora, Heterotrichea, Heterotrichida, Blepharismidae. The record is from the annotation of a GenBank genome assembly.